AUGCUUAACAAUAGUCAUGAUGAGCAAGAAAUAUUGGAUCAUUUAUUAAAACUUUCUUAUACAAAAUUACAACAACAUUAUUAUGGUUUAAAUGGCCCUCCAUGUGAAUCAUCAUUACGAAAACGUUUAUUUAUAAGAAAUUUUAUACGAAGAUUAGAACAUGAACGAACGAAUAACUUUUUUAAUUUAACAACAGGUGAUUACGAUAAGACUACGUUAAUAGGUGACCAACAAGAUAUGGAACCGAUAACAUCAAGAACAGUAAAAUUAUCUUCGAAUAAUAAAAAUGAUGAACAUUCGAACUGGAUUAGUCAACAGUCAUGGCUCAAAUGGACAGUAUCAUCAUCCACAGAGAAUAUGUACAAUCAAGUUAAAAUUUUAGAUGAACAACCCCGACAAGAAAAAGAUGAUGUAGAAAAUAAUGACAAGAAUAUUGUGCAAAAAACAUUGCUACAUGUUUUGACCAGAUUAUGUGAGACAUAA
Messenger RNA from Didymodactylos carnosus, 483 nucleotides. NCBI's taxonomy places the organism in Eukaryota, Metazoa, Rotifera, Eurotatoria, Philodinida, Philodinidae. The record is from the annotation of a GenBank genome assembly.